This is a messenger RNA of Pelodiscus sinensis (Chinese soft-shelled turtle), 5081 nucleotides long. RefSeq names its product DEAH-box helicase 36 (gene DHX36). Lineage: Eukaryota; Metazoa; Chordata; Testudines; Trionychidae. Gene Ontology annotation, molecular function: G-quadruplex RNA binding; ATP binding; RNA helicase activity. Gene Ontology annotation, cellular component: nucleus; intracellular anatomical structure; cytoplasm. The record is from RefSeq and is a predicted model, not a curated record.
AUGGAACAAAUUGGGAAACUAGUGCACUGGACAGCUGGCCGGGGAGCCGGCGGCGGCGGGGGCCGGGGGCGGCAUCCCGGUCACCUCAAGGGCCGCGACAUCGGGCUGUGGUACGCGCGGAAGCAGGGCCAGAAAAGCAAAGAAGCCGAGAGGCAGCAGAGAGCUGUGGUGCGUAUGGAUGAACGCAGGGAAGAACAGAUUGUACAGUUGCUGAAUACUGUCCAGAGUAGAAAUGAAAAAGAACAAGAAUCAGUGUCGUGGUGGUCUGGUGAGGAAGAAGGUCCAGAUGAACCUGUAAAAGAGAAACCAACUUUGGCGAAGACCUCUGUAAAGCAGAGACCUGUUUUGGAGAAAACAUUCCUAGAUCGAGAUUCAGAAUAUCUCUUUGAAGAACGUGGGCCAUAUACUGACUUCAAUGAGCAAUUUAGAGAAGAGUUAAGAAAGAAGCAGUUUGAUCCUAGAUAUAUUGAAAUGCAGAGAUUCCGAGAGAAACUUCCUUCAUAUGUAAUCAGAAGGGAACUUGUAACUGUGAUAAAUAAUAAUCAGGUGACUGUGAUAAGUGGUGAAACUGGUUGUGGAAAGACCACACAAGUUACUCAGUUCAUUCUGGAUGACUACAUAGAGAGAGGGAAAGGAUCUGCUUGCAGGAUUGUAUGUACCCAACCUAGGAGGAUCAGUGCUAUCUCAGUGGCAGAGAGAGUUGCAGCUGAAAGGGCAGAAGUGUGUGGUAAUGGCAAAAGCACAGGAUACCAAAUUCGUCUCCAGAGUCGGUUACCAAGGAAACAAGGUUCCAUUUUGUACUGUACAACAGGAAUUGUCCUACAGUGGCUCCAAUCAGACAAGCAAUUGUCCACUAUUAGUCAUGUUAUUCUUGAUGAAAUCCAUGAAAGAAAUCUUCAAUCAGAUGUCUUAAUGACUAUUAUUAAAGAUCUUCUAAAUGUUCGACCAGACCUGAAAGUAAUACUGAUGAGUGCUACUUUGAAUGCUGAGAAAUUUUCAGAAUAUUUUGAUGAUUGUCCCAUGAUCCAUAUACCAGGAUUCACUUUCCCUGUUGUGGAAUAUCUUUUGGAAGAUGUAAUUGAAAAGUUAAGGUAUACUCCAGAAAAUAAAGAUUGCAGGCCACGGUGGAAGAAGGGCUUUAUGCAAGGACACAUAAGCAGACCAGAAAAGGAAGAGAGAGAAGAAAUAUAUAGAGAACGAUGGCCAGAUUAUCUAAGGCAGCUGCGAGGAAGGUAUUCAGCAAGUACUAUAGAUGCAUUGGAAAUGAUGGAUGAUGACAAGAUUGAUCUUGACCUGAUAGCUGCACUGAUUAGACACAUUGUUUUAGAGGAAGAGGAUGGUGCAAUAUUGGUGUUUCUCCCAGGCUGGGACAAUAUUAGUACUUUACAUGAUCUCUUGAUGUCACAAGUCAUGUUUAAGUCAGAUAGGUUCAUUAUUAUACCUCUGCAUUCACUCAUGCCUACUGUUAACCAGACACAGGUUUUUAAAAAGACCCCUCCUGGAGUACGGAAAAUUAUAAUUGCUACCAAUAUUGCAGAGACUAGCAUUACCAUCGAUGAUGUGGUGUACGUAAUAGAUGGAGGCAAAAUAAAAGAGACUCACUUUGAUACACAGAACAACAUUAGCACAAUGGCAGCAGAAUGGGUUAGUAAAGCAAAUGCCAAACAAAGGAAAGGUCGAGCAGGAAGAGUCCAGCCGGGUCACUGUUAUCAUCUAUACAAUGGUUUACGUGCCAGUCUACUAGAUGAUUAUCAAUUGCCAGAAAUCUUGAGGACACCUUUGGAGGAACUUUGUUUACAAAUCAAGAUUCUAAAGCUUGGUGGAAUUGCUUCUUUUCUGAGUAGGCUAAUGGAUCCACCAUCUCGUGAAGCUGUGAUGUUGUCCAUAAAUCAUCUAAAGGAACUGAAUGCUUUGGAUAGACAAGAAGAACUGACUCCACUAGGUGUCCACUUGGCACGAUUGCCAGUUGAGCCACAUAUUGGAAAAAUGAUCCUCUUUGGAGCUUUAUUCUGUUGCUUAGAUCCAGUACUCACAAUUGCAGCCAGCCUCAGCUUCAAGGACCCCUUUGUUAUUCCACUGGGCAAAGAGAAAGUAGCAGAUGCAAGAAGAAAAGAAUUAUCAAAGAAUACUAAAAGCGACCAUCUAACAGUUGUGAAUGCUUUUGCAGGCUGGGAGGAGGUCCGGCGACGUGGUUUCAGAAGUGAAAAGGAUUAUUGCUGGGAGUAUUUUCUUUCUUCAAAUACACUUCAGAUGCUGCUUAACAUGAAAGGCCAGUUUGCUGAACAUCUCCUUGCGGCUGGAUUUGUGAGUAGUAGAAACCCCCGAGAUCCCAAAUCUAAUACCAACUCAGAUAAUGAGAAGUUACUCAAAGCAGUCAUCUGUGCUGGCUUAUAUCCAAAAGUAGCAAAGAUCCGUGCAAGCUUUAGCAAAAAGAGAAAAAUGGUGAAAGUUUGCACCAAGACAGAUGGAACAGUUAACAUUCAUCCUAAAUCUGUUAAUGUGGAAGAGACAGAAUUCCAUUAUAACUGGCUCGUGUAUCAUUUGAAGAUGAGAACCAGCAGUAUUUACCUGUAUGAUUGCACAGAAGUCUCUCCAUAUUGUCUUUUGUUCUUUGGAGGAGAUAUUUCCAUCCAGAAGGAUAAAGAUCAGGAUACCAUAGCAGUGGAUGAGUGGAUUGUCUUUGAGUCUCCAGCAAGGAUAGGAAAUCUAGUUAAGGAUUUAAGAAGAGAAUUGGAUGACCUUCUAAAAGAAAAAAUUGAAAGCCCACACCCUGUGGACUGGAAUGACACUAAAUCCAGGGACACUGCAGUGCUGACAGCCAUUAUAGACCUAAUUACAACACAAGAGAAUGAAAAUCCUAGAAACUAUGCCCCUCGAUUUCAGAAUGAACGCUACAGUUGACAUUUUGUUGGUGUUUGAGAAGAUGACACAAGUUUUUCUUUUACAUUGUAGCUUUUUGUCUAGCUAGAUGAAAGACUUUUUAGGGCAGCUCAAUAAUUUCACUCAUAUUGAAGAGCAAUUAAUUUCAGUAGUUUAUAAUGGCGGUAUGUGCAUGGCAUCCAGUGUUUAAUGUAGCUUUUAAAAUAUGACAGUGUAAUGCUGUUGGCAUCCAUUAGUGUAUGUGGUUUAUUUUGUCCCUGGCAUGUGCUUAGCUUCUCUAGAACCGUAACUCUUUCAAGGAAAAGGUGGGUAAAAUUCAAAAUGCACUGCUAAAAUAUUGUAGUUUUAUAUUACAUAAUUUGUCACAUGUUCCUGCUAUCCGUGCAAAAGUCCAAAUUAGCUUUUUGGGGGGAACAGUAAUCAGGUCUAGUAGUUGUCCAAAGGAGUUCAAAGCAAGCAGUAUUUCUCAUUCAAAAACAUAUUCAUAUUUAAACAUAUACUACACCAAAUUUCUAGACAAAGCAACUUUUGCUUUUGUACCCAGUGAUCAAUAUUGACUAAAAUUUCACAAGAAGACAUUAAUUCAUGCUAGACAAAAAUAAUGUGAGGAUUAAGAUGUGCAGAAUUAGUUAUGUUCUAAAUUUUCAUUUAGAAAAUGGAGUAAAUGUAAGGUAUACAACAUUUUGCAUUAAACAUUUUUGUUAAAACUACACUUGUUCUAUUACUAAUUCUACUUAGAACUCUUUUUGUGAAUCCUCCCUAAAUAUACAUGCACAUCUUAAGUGAUGGCACAUUUGCCUUAUUUGGGAUUUAGCGUAUCUCACAUUGGUUUAGGGAUUACUUUGAAGAAACUGACCUAAAAUAGUGUAAUUGUCUUCAGUCUCCAUUCAUUUUUAAAAAAUGCAAAUCCUACACAACCUAGUGGGAUGUAAGAAUCUGAAUUAACUUUAACAUGACAGAUAUCUAGCUUUUUGCAUGGUUGUCAUCAGCAAACAAAUCUAACAUAUUGUAAACUUUAUUCUUUCAUUUGCACUAUAUUCAAAAAGUGCCCAUAUCAAGUUUUGGGUGCUCUGGCAUCCAUUUAAAAAUAUGCAUUUACAACAGUUAGCUCACCACAAUACUUCAGCACAAUAGAUACUCAAGAGAGACUUUCAAAAAUGGAAAAAAAACAGUGUCCACGUCCACGCCUCAACCUCAUAAAUCACCCUGCUGCUGGUUGAAGUGUUCCCUGAAUGUUGAAACACUGGGGCUACAGACCAAGGGAAGGCGGGAACUGCAAAGAAUGCCCUGCCAGCCUUCUUCUUUCAUAUCGCUUGGUGCUCCUCCUCAAGUGCCUCUCCCUGCAGACUUGUGAUGGUGAUUAAAAUUUCAAGGAAAAGAGUGGCAGUCAGAAGUUUUCUACUCAUCUAACCAUUAGAAAAAUGCAGCAUUACAAUUGUAAGUUACAGAUCCAGAUGAAAUAAGCAUACAUGUUCCCUCCCAGCUUGGAUAUCCACUAAAUCCUACUUUUAAGAGUAGCAGGAAUUGCUUUGUUUUUUGGGAUAACAUGGGUACACUGUAGAUUCGUCUGGCCACUGUUUUUUUUUUUUUCAUCCUUCAUGCACAGUGGCAUUUGGUUUUCAGCUCAGUGGUCCUUAUGUUUAGAAAAAAAAAUCUUCAGUUCCUGGCCAGCUGGAAGCUUGUUAAAAAGCUAAUACAUUCAUUGCAAGGUUUAAGGAGCAGCAUGGUAUUUUUCUGAAUAUCUUCCUCUACUCAGUCUCCAAACACAUUAAUUGUACAGUGUGUAAAUUCAGUAUUUAUGAUCAAAUGCACAAAUCCUAUUUUUCCCCAUUAACUACGUUUACUUAUUACUUCCCCCCAUUAAAUGCUUAUACAUUUACUUAAAGUAAUUCUGCAAGCAGUUGUAGGUUGGUCCACUAGCUUAGCUAAGAAUGUAAGAUGCAGCUGUUUCAAGAGUCAGCUCUGAAUUUUACUUAUUUGUGUUUCAAAUAAAAAAGACCAAAAAACCCCACCUGCUUAUGAAGACUUGUGUGUAGAACUAUUUCUAUAUCUGAAUUACUAUGUUCCCUUACAUUUGAUUUACAUUAAAAUUGUCUCUUCAUUUUACUUGGUGCGGUAUACAUUUUAAUGUAUUGUACAGUUAAUCAGUUAUUCACUGAGACAGUGAACACACUGCCAUAAACACACUUUAAAAUUUUAAA